AUGGACAUUGAGAAGGUCAACUCCAUGGACUUUGGAGAAUUUGUGGAUGUGUUUGGGAGUGUCAUCGAGAGACAUCCUCUGAUUGCAGCCGCCGUUCGGUCCCAGCGCCCGUUCUCUGACUUGGAAGAUUUAGAGCAGCACUUUUUUGCCUUUACUGAUGCUCUUCCACAGUCAGGCCAGGAGGGCGUCCUGCGCUGCCGCCCGGACCUGGCGGGCCGCGAGCUGCAGCGGGGCGAGCUCAGCGCCGAGUCGCAGCGGGAGCAGAGCGCCGCGGGCUUCACGAGCCUGGGCGCGGCCGAGCGGCUCUGGCUGGCCGAGCUCAACGCGCAGUACCGCGCGCGCUCCGGCUUCCCGUGUGCGCUCGCCGCGCGCCUCAGCGACCGGGCGGCGGUGCCCCGCGAGCGGGCGCGCCGGCUGCAGCGCCCACGGGCGCAGGAGCUGAACACCGCACUGGGCGAGGCGAAGAAGGUCGGCCGCCGGCGUCUCGCCGACCCCUCCUCGGGGGCCACGCCGCCGAGCCGUAGCGGCCGCGCCGGCCAGCGACCCGGGACGCACGUCGUGACGCGCAAGGGCCGCGGGCGCGCGCGCUGCGCUUGGAACAGCGUCCACACCCGCGCACAAAGGAGCUGGGGCAGAAGGAAGAGUGCCUCUUCCAAAGCCCCGAGCGCUCGCAGCCGCGCGGGCGGGAGGGCGCGGGACGCAGACGUGGGCGCCGGCGGGGAAGACCCCGGCAAAAGCCCCCGGGGGCUGCUGCUUUCUUCUCGUGACUCGUCCUGGGCUUGUGCCGGCCUCGGAGACGUCUUCUGGUUCCCGCGCUCCGGUGCGCAGGACGCGGGAGACAGACCCCGACGAGCGGGGACCGCGACCGCGGACUCGGACCUCAGCGUGCGCGCCAGCCUGGGCGGCGGGGUGGCCCGGAGCGCGCCGAGAGAUGUCGGGGGAGGGGGCGCAGAAGCGGUGGUGUGGAUUCCAGGGUGA
Molecule: messenger RNA, 978 nt
Organism: Lipotes vexillifer (Yangtze River dolphin)
Lineage: Eukaryota; Metazoa; Chordata; Mammalia; Artiodactyla; Lipotidae
Gene: URAD
Product: ureidoimidazoline (2-oxo-4-hydroxy-4-carboxy-5-) decarboxylase
Exons: 4
Coding region: 1-978 (325 amino acids)
Biological process (GO): urate catabolic process; allantoin metabolic process
Cellular component (GO): peroxisome
Molecular function (GO): 2-oxo-4-hydroxy-4-carboxy-5-ureidoimidazoline decarboxylase activity
Source: RefSeq, a predicted model, not a curated record